GAUUGACUGUUACCUUGGAGACAGCAGCAGGGAGAGUUGUGAGAAGAGGGAGUUAUCUCCUCACCGGCAUAGUGGUUUCGGGUAUAGUCUAAGGAGAGAGGAGAACAGGAAGAGCAGGAGCUGACGUCUCAUCCACUGGGGUGUAUACUAUGGGAUCCGGGAUGAGAGUCCCAGUGAGGCCAAUGUGAAUGACCCGGUUAGGCUGGCUGUGAUUUUAAAAUAAAACCCGCCUUCCCUCCAUGCCCCUCAGACAGGUCAUGGAUAGCGAUGAGGCUAGGCUCAACGUUGACCCUCCGGACGAGGCCCUGCAGGAAGAGGAGGUGCAGCUGUGUAUUGAGGAGGCGGACCUCUUCGAGGACUGCAUGGAGGAGUUCAGGGCCCACUUUGAAGAGUGCAUGGACAGGCUGGGGGCCCAGUUCAGAGGGAGCGAGGAUGAAACGGGGGACAGGUUUGAGGACUGCGCAGAGGACGUGGCGACCCAGUCCACGGGCGGCGUGGACGAGAUAGCUGCGCAGAUCGAGCAGUGCAUGGCGGAGCUGGGGAUCCAGCUGGAGGGGUGCGCGGAAGGUUCUGGGCCCCGGUUCCAGGGCCUCACAGAGCAGGCCAGGGACGACGUGGAGGACGCUUUGGUCCGGGCGCAAUGUGCGGAUCUGUGGGGCCCGCGGCCGGGUGAAGACAUGGAGGACCUGGAGAGCCUGCUAAAGAGGCGCGUGGAGGAGGUGCGGGAGCUCUGCGAGGGGGGUGUGAUGGAGCUGGGCGCUCGGUUCGCGGAGAGCAUCGUGGAAGUGGCGCAACUGGAGCAGCGUCGAAACCAGCUGGUGGAGGAGCUCCUGCAGCUGGAGGAGCCCAUGGCCCAGGCCGUGCAGGCCCUGCGGGCGGAGCAGGGGGAGCUCCGCAGGCUGCUCGCUCAGGCGGAGCUGGAGAGGUGGAGCCUGCAGGAGGAGAGGCGGCUGGUGAAGAGGCAGCUGUUCGCCGUGGCCAGGGACUGCACCCUGAGCCGGGUUGCCCUGGAGACGCAGCAGCACGAGGUGGAGCAGUUCACUAUCUUACAGGGUGAGCUUGAGGGUCAGGUUCAGCUGCUCACAGAGGAGAUGGCCCAGCUGAGGGAGGCUCAGCAGAACCGCCUGAACACCCUGAGGAGCCAGCUGGACAGCCUGAGCCUGGCGCGGGCUCAGGGAGACCAGUCCCAGGACCGGCAGCCCCCCUGGGACCUGAGCAACUACCUGCAGGACGGGAUGAAGGCCCUGGAGGAGCAGUACGAGCCCCGGCUGCAGGCCUUGCAGAAAAGGAAGCAGGCCGCCACCGACGCCCUGCUGGGGACCAGGGCCGAGACACAGGAGCUGAGGGCCCGCCUGGGGCCCCUCAGAGAGGAGGCGCAGAGACUGGAGCACCAGAGGACACACCUGGAGGAGAAGAUCGCCCUGAUGCGGCAGGAAAGGGAGGGGAAAGUUGCGCAGUACAGGGACACCGUAGACUCACUGGAGGAGAGCAGCAGAGAACUCAAGACAGAACUCCAGAUUCAGAGGAAGAAAAACAAGGAAAUCCAAACCUUGAAGGACAGCCUCAUAAAAGAACUGGAUCUUUUCCGGGGCACGACUGAACUCCAAGGAAUGCUUGACCUCCCCUCCCAGGGAACGUGACCGAAGCAGUCUCUACAAAGAGGCCAUUUUGCCGAAAAUAACCUGUUUCUCUUCUGUUCGCGAACUGUAAAAAUGCAGAACGGCUUCAGCUGCUUUCAUAAUCCUCCACUAUAGGACAAGCAGCCAGAGGGGCGUGUGUGGAGUGAUCAGCACGCACAACCAAAAAUAGAGGGGG
Molecule: messenger RNA, 1815 nt
Organism: Anguilla rostrata (American eel)
Lineage: Eukaryota; Metazoa; Chordata; Actinopteri; Anguilliformes; Anguillidae
Gene: sync
Product: syncoilin, intermediate filament protein
Exons: 5
Coding region: 240-1640 (466 amino acids)
Cellular component (GO): intermediate filament
Source: RefSeq, a predicted model, not a curated record